Messenger RNA from Gasterosteus aculeatus aculeatus (three-spined stickleback), 2072 nucleotides. It is a transcript of the gene phf6, whose product is annotated as PHD finger protein 6. NCBI's taxonomy places the organism in Eukaryota, Metazoa, Chordata, Actinopteri, Perciformes, Gasterosteidae. Gene Ontology annotation, molecular function: histone binding; histone deacetylase binding. Gene Ontology annotation, cellular component: nucleus. The record is from RefSeq and is a predicted model, not a curated record.
CCGGAAGUCCCGCUGCGAGGAGCACUGCAGCUAGCUUGAUGCUAGCGCGAAAAGCUCACGAAUACUUCUGAAGGACGGAAAGAAUCCCAGCCGCUGCUCACAACACUUUUUCAUCUCCUCCACCGCCUCGGCGUUUUACAUUUGCAUCGGCAGAGACUUGGCCCACCAGAGGGAAAAAAGGCCUUUAGUCAUGUCGGGACAGAAGAGAGGAGCGGCAGCGCGGCUCCUUAAAUGUUCCUUCUGCAGAACCAACCGGGACAAGGAGUGCGGGCAGCUGCUGCUGUCGGACAGCCAGAAGGUGGCAGCCCACCACAAGUGCAUGCUUUUCUCCUCUGCCCUGGUCACAUCUCACUCAGACAGUGAAAACAUCGGGGGAUUUUGCAUUGAGGAUGUGAAAAAGGAGAUCAAGAGGGGAAAUAAAUUGAUGUGUUCCUCGUGCCACCGGCCGGGCGCCACCAUCGGCUGUGAUGUCAAGACGUGCCGGAGGACGUAUCACUAUUACUGCGCUUUGAAGGACAAAGCCCAGGUCAAAGAGAAUCCCUCACAGGGGAUUUACCUUGUUUACUGUCGCAAACACCGGGAUGCCUCUGACGGCAUUCAAGAUGAAGAGGGAGCCGUGGCCAGUGAGUCCGAGUCGUCGCCCCCGCAAAGCCGGGGAAGAGGGAGGUUUGAGAAGGGCCGAGCCAAAGCUGGAUCUCGUGGCCAAUCGGAGGACACCCGCUCUACUUCCUCGCAGGCCGCAGACGAGGAGAGCUCCUCCCACCGGGACCGCUCCCCUUUGCGUGCCAACGUGGGAGACGGCGGCCAGCGCUGUGGCUUCUGUCACGCUGGCGAGGAAGAGAACGAGACGAGGGGCAUGCUCCACACCGACAACUCCAAAAAAGUGGCUGCACACUACAGGUGCAUGCUUUUUUCCUCGGGGACGGUGCAGCUGACCACGACGUCACGCGCUGAAUUUGGAAACUUUGAUGUGAAAACGGUCAUCCAGGAAAUCAAGAGGGGGAAAAGAAUGAAAUGCACACUGUGCACUCAGUUGGGUGCUACCAUCGGGUGUGAAAUCAAGGCGUGCGUGAAGACCUACCACUACCACUGUGGUCUGCAGGACAAAGCCAAGUACAUUGAAAACAUGGCCCGUGGCAUCUACAAACUAUACUGCAAGAACCACAGUGGCAACGAGGAGAGGGAUGAAGAAGACGAGGAGCGGGAGAAUCGCAGCAAACAGAGAGCGGCAAACAACAGCGGAGACACACCUGCAACGCAAGUCAACGGCAACUAGGUCCUCUGGUGGACGUGGCGUGGGGAGAAACCAGAAGGAACUUCAAGACAAGGGACAGAUACUUCUUUUUAUACCAAAUCUUAGGCCGCUCCCACGAGUCCUUUUUUCUACGCGUUUUCUCCUCCGUAAAUGGACACGAUGUCCCUUGUGAACCAGAUGUCGUGUACGUGUGAAACCCUGUUUCGGCUCGACUGCGUGGGCCGCUCACAGGCCGGCGGUUCUUCCACAGCACCUGACUGCUGCAGGAUUACCGAGAGCCACGCUGCUCUUUCCCAGGAGUCAGCGGCAGGCUCAAUUUCAAAUACGUGUACUCUUUCCGCGAAUAAAAUCUGAUGGGACUGAUCUUUUGAUUGUCACUCACUGUCCGUGCCCCCCCUUUGCAGAUUACAUGACACACACACUUGCUGAAACAGAUGCAUUCUGGAUCUUUUGCUUCUCAAGGACGCUCUUUUAAGCGGGGUCUGAUUACUAGUCUAUCAAGUUGUGCAGUUUGAUUACCCUGUUUCUGUAAUAAUGUCUUAUGAAUACUCUUCUCAUUUUAGCCUUUCCUGAUAUGUAAUAUUUUGCUACUGUAUUAGGAGUCAUUUUUGGAAUAUCUGGAUUUCAGUCGCAGUUACAAGUUUCGCCGGCAUGCACUUGUAUUAUCCUUCACAAGGUGGCAUUUUUAAAUUUAGCUACAAAAGAGCAAUGUAAAGCUCUUUAGAAGAGAUGGCCUGACUUUGUUUGAUGUAUUGUUACCUGUAUCUCUCCAAAUGUACCCAUGAAUGAUUGGAAAUAGAAAAAUAUUUUUAUUUUA